UCCUACACGCUCACACGCAGAGCUCACACUCAUUCCCGCUCUCCCUAAUUUUUUCAACAAUAGCCGCUUACAUCACUCUCUCUCUCUCUCUCUCUCUCUCUCUCUCUCUCUCUCUCUCUCUCUCUCUUAGGGUUUCGAUUUCCAUAUCGAAAACCCAUUUGCUUUUCAACUCUCUCUCUCUCUCUCUGCCAUUUCCACUACGCAUUUUUCUCACUUUUAAAACCCCUUUUAGGUUUUAGGGUUUCGAGCUCUCUACAAACCACCAUCAAUGGCUGCCGUACCAGUAGCCGUAUCCCAGCCCAAAUCCUCGAAAACCGAGUCCUACAUCGACAACAAGCGCAAAGAAGACGUACGCCACGCCAACAUCAUCGCCGCUCGCUCCGUCGCCGAUGCCGUCCGUACGAGUCUCGGUCCCAAAGGUAUGGACAAGAUGAUCUCCAGCGCCAAUGGCGAAGUUAUCAUCACCAACGACGGUGCUACCAUCCUCAACAAGAUGGAGGUUCUCCAACCCGCAGCUAAGAUGUUCGUCGAGCUCUCCAAAUCUCAGGAUUCCGCCGCCGGCGACGGUACCACCACCGUCGUUGUCAUCGCCGGUGCGCUUCUCAAGCAGUGCCUUACUCUACUCUCUCACGGAAUCCAUCCAACUGUUAUAUCGGAUUCUCUCCACAAGGCCUCCAUUAAAGCCAUCGAUGUUCUCACCGCCAUGGCUGUUCCCGUUGAGCUAUCUGACCGCGAUUCGCUUGUGAAGUCCGCUAGCACAUCGCUCAAUAGCAAGGUCGUGAGCCAGUACUCAUCGUUGCUCGCUCCUCUAGCUGUCGAUGCCGUGCUCUCUGUGGUGGAACCUUCGAAGCCCGAUGUGGUCGAUCUGAGAGAUAUCAAGAUUGUGAAGAAGCUUGGUGGAACGGUGGACGAUACUGAGCUUGUCAAAGGGUUGGUGUUCGAUAAGAAAGUGAGUCAUGCUGCUGGAGGACCAACACGUGUGGAGAACGCGAAGAUUGCUGUGAUUCAGUUCCAAAUUUCGCCACCAAAAACUGAUAUUGAACAGAGUAUUGUUGUUUCGGAUUAUACCCAAAUGGAUAGGAUUCUAAAAGAGGAAAGGAAUUACAUUUUGGGUAUGAUUAAGAAAAUAAAAGCCACUGGUUGCAAUGUGUUGCUGAUUCAGAAAAGCAUUCUGAGAGACGCUGUGACUGAUUUGUCACUGCAUUACCUCGCUAAAGCUAAGAUUUUGGUGAUUAAGGAUGUGGAGCGUGAUGAAAUCGAGUUCAUUACCAAGACUUUGAAUUGUUUGCCUAUAGCUAACAUUGAGCAUUUCCGAGCAGAGAAGCUCGGUUAUGCAGAUCUUGUUGAGGAGGUUUCUCUGGGAGAUGGGAAGAUUGUCAAGAUUACAGGAAUUAAGGAUAUGGGACGUACCACUACAGUGCUUGUUCGCGGUUCGAACCUGUUGGUGCUUGAUGAAGCUGAGCGGUCAUUGCACGAUGCUUUGUGUGUGGUUAGAUGUUUGGUGAGCAAGAGGUUUUUGAUUGCCGGCGGUGGUGCGCCAGAGAUUGAGCUUUCGAGGCAAUUGGGUGCCUGGGCAAAAGUGUUGCAUGGGAUGGAGGGAUACUGUAUUCGAUCUUUUGCUGAGGCUCUUGAAGUUAUACCAUAUACUUUGGCUGAAAAUGCAGGAUUGAAUCCUAUUCUGAUUGUUACUGAGCUGAGGAACCGCCACGCGCAGGGCGAAAUCAAUGCUGGAAUCAAUGUGAGGAAAGGGCAGAUUACAAACAUCUUGGAGGAGAAUGUGGUGCAGCCAUUACUUGUGAGCACUAGUGCAAUCGGCCUGGCGACCGAGUGUGUGCGGAUGAUUUUGAAGAUUGAUGACAUUGUUACUGUAAGGUAGUUUGGAUUAGAAAAUGGCAGAUCUUGGAUGACAGAACUUUUUGUUAUUAUUAAUAGUUUGAUCUCUGUGUGCUAGUUGAAUUAGUAGUGCAUUAUCUGAGCUUGGUUUCUUUUGGCAAAUUUUGUUACUGGCUGUUUACUUUAAAUUCGGAUUUCUUGGGCGCUUUUAAAGUGAUGUUGUUUACAUUUUCUCAUUUUUAUGCAGCUGGAGUUUAUCAUUA
This is a messenger RNA of Ziziphus jujuba (common jujube), 2096 nucleotides long. Its product is annotated as T-complex protein 1 subunit delta. The coding region runs from base 269 to 1876 and encodes 535 amino acids. Gene Ontology annotation, molecular function: ATP binding; ATP-dependent protein folding chaperone; ATP hydrolysis activity. Lineage: Eukaryota; Viridiplantae; Streptophyta; Magnoliopsida; Rosales; Rhamnaceae. Gene Ontology annotation, cellular component: chaperonin-containing T-complex. Gene Ontology annotation, biological process: protein folding. The record is from RefSeq and is a predicted model, not a curated record. The transcript has a single exon.